Messenger RNA from Chinchilla lanigera (long-tailed chinchilla), 1759 nucleotides. RefSeq names its product transmembrane and ubiquitin-like domain containing 2 (gene Tmub2). Gene Ontology annotation, molecular function: protein binding. The record is from RefSeq and is a predicted model, not a curated record. NCBI's taxonomy places the organism in Eukaryota, Metazoa, Chordata, Mammalia, Rodentia, Chinchillidae.
CGGGGCCUCUGGUCGGGGUCGCCCCGGCCAGCCGCAGGCAGAGGCGCCCCGGCGGCCGCGGGCCAGAGCGGGGUCCGCGCCUCCCCUUGGGUGGAUCGCGGGCAGUGACAGCCUCCGCCCGUGGGGGCUUAGUCGCGGGAGUGGCGCGGAAUCGCUGCCGUCUGCUUGCUCAGCGGUUGCACUGUGCCAAGCGUCGCGCUAAUUAUUUUACUUCGAUGAUUUCACGUCAUCUUCAGAGCAGCCUUUUGAGCACGGGCCCAGGCAGCAGCCAGGCCAUGGAGCUCUCUGGUGUCGCCCUGGUUGAGGGCGUGGGUAACGAGGUAGUGGUGCUGGCAGGUGUGGUGGUGCUGGUUCUAGCCCUGGUCCUGGCGUGGCUCUCCACAUACGUAGCAGACAGCAGUAGCAGCCAGCUUCUGGGAACCAUCGUGUCGGCAAGUGACACCUCCGUCCUUCACCUGGGCCAUGUAGACCAGCUGGUGGCUGUCCCAGGCACCCCCGAGCCCCCCGAGCCGCCCCACCCAUUGGAGGGCAGCGAGGAGAAGGCCGAAGAGGCCUGCACGGGCGGGGGCGAUACAGCAGGGGAGCUGGGCGCCGGGGCAGGCGUGGAACCCAACCUGGAGCAGCUCCUGGACAUCCGGGGCCUGCCCAGGCGGCAGGCAGGUGGUCCGGAAGCCCUGCCAUGCUCUGAGAGGGGUACCUGCCUGCCACCCAGUGCUGGCUUCAUCAACCUGAGGCUCAAAUUCCUCAAUGACACCGAGGAGCUGGCCGUGGUCAAGCUGGAGGACACUGUGGGUGCCCUGAAGAGCAAAUACUUCCCUGGACAGGAGAGCCGGACAAAACUCGUCUACCGGGGCCGCCUGCUGCAGGACCCUGCCAGCACACUGCGCUCCCUGGACAUCACUGACCGCUGUGUGAUCCACUGCCUCCGCCUGCCCCCAGGGUCCGCUGCCCCGGGCCCCGAAGCCCCCCUGGCCAACUCUGCCACUGAGCCAUCCAGUCUGGGGCUCAGCAUGGGCAGCCUCAUGGUGCCCGUGUUCGUGGUGCUCUUGGGCGUGGUCUGGUACUUCCGGAUCAACUACCGCCAGUUCUUCACGGCCCCAGCCACAGUCUCUCUGGUGGGCGUCACAGUCUUCUUCAGCUUCCUGGUCUUCGGGAUGUACGGACGGUAGAACCCAGAGAGAAACGAAGGGCACGUCUUCCUCUGCGCUGCUUCCCUUCCCCAGACAGAGCUGGGCCAGGCCAGGAUGUGGUACACAGGCAGGAGGCCCAGCAGGUGGACGUGGGGCUGCCCCCCUGACCAUGGGACAGCUCUCCCCACACCAGCAAACUCAGGUAGAACCUUCUUUCCAGCAUCCUGCCCAAGCUCAGAGCCAUGCCCAGCUUGUGGGAAACUUGCAUUCACCCCCGCCCCGGGGCACCCCUGCGGGGGGGCCCUGGUGCCAGUCCAGAGACUGGCAUGGCAGAGCAAGGAGAGACUGAACCCACCCCUCUUGGCCCAGGCGUGCAUGGGGUGUCCCUUGCACUCUGCUAGCCUCUCUGGAACAGUGAUUGACAGGGCUCUGCCAGGAUGGCACCAGGCCACAGCUGCUGCACCCCUGGGCCCAGAGCUGCCAGUGACCACUGGCCUCAGCCAGUACCUGCCUGCUGGGCUCCAAGGACUGCUCCAGAGGGGUCACCGUGGGCCACCUGGGCCCUCACCUUGGGGGCCCCAGGAUAAAGGCUUCACAUCUGUGACUCAAUAAAGUUGUUUUGUGGGCAA